AAGCAAACUUCCCGCGAUUUCGCUUCGAUAUGUGUAAUUCUAAUUUGUGUGCUCUUGGCUUGGGGGCAGCUUGAUAUCUCGGAGACAAAUAGGUAUAUCGAUGUGCGCAGAGGUUAAAACUACGAUGCCAGCCAGAGUGACUGAAGUGAAAUGCAAGCGAUGUCGCAAAGUUCUCUUCACAGAAGAAGCUACUCCGCUAUUAACAGCCCAUAGCGAAGUUCGAACUGGGCCGACACACUCCCGAUGUGGUUCUGGGGCACCGGAAUACUGUCUCUAUAUAUCAGAGGAGAGCGUGCCCGAAUGGAUAAAAGACGCCAUAGAUAAGGAAUUCUGGAUAAAAGGAAAGAUCCAUUGCCCUCACUGCCACAGUCGAUUGGGCUCAUUUGACUUUGUCAACCAGACAAAAUGUGACUGCGGGGACUGCCUGCCACCUCCGAUCAGAAUAAUUCAUUGCAAAGUGGAUAGAUUGUCGGACACUGGUUCCAAUCUGCCUUUUCUACCGUUACCCAGAAUUCCUUAUAACCCUCAUCCAAGGGAUAACAACGACGUGCAACUCAUUCAAUUAGUAGCAAGCAAUAGACGUGGACAUGUACUUGAUAUAGAAAAUUUGGCAGAGAAUAAUAUAGCUAAUAAUCAUCCCUAGACAUAAUCCUCAUUCGAGUAUAAUUCACAUACUGAAAAUUAUGACUUGGAAAUCGGUGAGUCAAAAUUCGUGCUGGUGCACUUGAUCAGCUGCUCUAUCACAAAUUACCCCGAUUUUUGUAAUUCCGUUUCAACACGAUUUGUAUAAAAGAAGACAAUGAAUAUCUGUUGUGAAAUGCUUUUGUAAUAUUGUUGUGUGCGUAUUGUGUUUUCAUGUCACCGA
Diprion similis is the source of this 865-nucleotide messenger RNA. Its product is annotated as E3 ubiquitin-protein ligase RNF180-like. NCBI's taxonomy places the organism in Eukaryota, Metazoa, Arthropoda, Insecta, Hymenoptera, Diprionidae. Gene Ontology annotation, biological process: protein polyubiquitination; positive regulation of proteasomal ubiquitin-dependent protein catabolic process; norepinephrine metabolic process. The transcript is spliced from 3 exons. The record is from RefSeq and is a predicted model, not a curated record. Gene Ontology annotation, cellular component: endoplasmic reticulum membrane. Gene Ontology annotation, molecular function: ubiquitin conjugating enzyme binding; ubiquitin protein ligase activity. The coding region runs from base 101 to 643 and encodes 180 amino acids.